AUGGUAAAAGACCUGCGGAUGGUAUCGCGUCUGGUGAUCCUCCACGAGGAAGCUGAAGAUGGCAACGCGAUGCCAGACCUGGCGAGGCCGGUGCAAGCCGUGUCUCUCGCUGUCAACAACCUCGUCAAAGUGGGACAUGAAACCAUUGAGUCUUCAGAAGACGCUGUCCUCAGACACGACAUGCCGGGCGCCCUGCACCGCGUCGAGACAGCGGCCACACUGCUGCAGCAGGCCUCCGAUAUGCUAAGAGCUGAUCCUUAUUCCGGACCCGCUAGAAAGAAGUUGAUCGAGGGUUCCCGUGGUAUCUUGCAAGGAACAUCUGCUCUACUGCUGUGCUUCGAUGAGUCUGAAGUCAGGAAGAUUGUUAAGGAGUGCAAGAAGGUGCUAGACUACCUAGGUGUGGCGGAGGUCAUAGACACUAUGGAGGACCUGGUGCAGUUCCUCAGAGACAUCUCGCCUGCACUCUCCCGGGCAGCCAGAGAGGUGGCAGCCCGCGCGGCCGAGCUGACCCACCCUCCGCACGCGGAGACCCUCAACCGCUGCCUCGACAGCGUCAAGCAGCUCGCGCCCGUACUCAUCUGCUCCAUGAAGAUCUACAUACACAUACUUACUGAAGGAGGCAAGGGUAUGGAAGAAGCUGCGGAGAACAGAAACUAUUUAGCUCAAAGGAUGGCUGAUGAAAUACAUGAGAUUAUACGUGUCCUCCAACUGACAUCGUACGUGGAAGACGGUGGCGAGAAAGACAACGUCACAGUACUGAAGGCGUUGCAGCAACAGAUACACGCCAAGAUGGCCGCCGCGCACGAGUUCCUCAAUGACCCGGACGCGCCCCGCACGGGUCCGGGCGAGCGCGCGCUGCGCGGCGUACUGACGUCGGCGCAGCGUGCCGCCGAGCACCUCGCGCCCCAACCUGCUGAACUCACUCGCAGGCUCGUCCGAUCGGGAGGUACAAACGCUGACCAGCUUUGCGACGAGCGACAGUAUGGACACGGGAGAGAAGCCAAGGCACUGAACCUAGCUUCAGACCUUCGUCACCAGAUCAAUGAGCUGGACGCCAUCGUGAAUGAGGGAGUCAGGGCCGCUGAGAAGCAAGGUGGAAAGACCAUGCAGGCUAGAUUGGAGACAGCCCACAAAUGGUUGCUGCACCCCGCUGCGGACCCGGUGACCAGGGUUGAGGGCCAGAAGGCCAUCAAUAGCAUCGUGUCGCAGGGACAGAGGAUUGCUGAUGGUCUCCAAGGUAGAGAAAAGGCAGAAGUACUACAACUUUGUUCUGAAGUACAGCGUCUAUCCGACAAGUUGGCUGAUUUAUGCGCCAGCGGGAAGGGGGAUACCGAGGAAGCCAGAGCUAUCACCAGGGAACUAACGGACAAGUUACACGAGUUGAAGCGAGCGACGGAGCGCGCCGUCGUCAAUCGCGUCGUCGAGGACUUCAUUGACGUCGCCGCCCCACUCCGGCAUUUUACUGACGCUGUUAAUGCACCGCCAGGUACCCCGGGGCGGGAGUCUCAUUUCCACGACAAGGCGGCGGCCCUCGCCGCAUUCAGCGCGCGCGCCGCCGCCGCGGCCGGCGUCGUCGCCGCCGGAGUAGGACACAACAAGAGGCUUGCUGACCAACUCAUACAUAAUGCGCAGCAGGUUGAAAAGCUCUCACCUCAACUGAUUGCAGCAGGCAAAAUCAGACUGUACAACCCAGACAGUAAGGUGGCAGAGGAACAUUUCAACAACUUGAAGAACCAGUACGCGGACGCCGUGCUCCGUGUUAGAGACCUGUGUGACCAGGCCGUAGACCCGUUGGACUUUGUCAGGACUGCUGGCGAGCUGAUGCAGAAGCACACGUACCUGUGCGAGGACGCGAUACGUAACAACGACUCUCAGAAGAUGGUCGACAAUACUUCCGCUAUUGCUAGGCUGGCGAACCGUGUCCUGUUGGUGGGCGGUGCGGAGCGCGAGAACACGGAGGACGCGUCGUUCGCGCGGUCGCUGGGCGCGGCGCAGCAGCGGCUGCAGGCGGCCAUCGCGCCCGCCGUGCGCUGCGCCAAGGCCGUCGCGCUCGGCGACCGCGCGCACGCCGCCGCAUGGCGCGCCGCCAACGCUGAGAUAAUAAACGCAGCAGGAGAAGUAGAAUCAGCGCUGUCGGGUCACUAUGCGCCGGCGCCGCCGCCGCCCGCGCUGCCGGAGGCGCUGUCCCGCCUGCACGUGGCGGACGCGGCCGCCCCGCCGCGCCCCCCGCCCCCCACCGGCGCCGCGCCCCCGCCGCGCCCCCCACCGCCUGCUGACACUGAUGAUGAGGGAGAGGAUAUCUUCAGAAGGCAACCUCAUCCAAGCCAGCCUAUUUUGGUGGCGGCCCACAACCUGCACAAGGCAGUCCGCGAGUGGUCGUCGAAGGACAACGAGAUCAUCGCCGCCGCCAAGCGGAUGGCCAUACUCAUGGCCAGGCUGUCCGAACUCGUGCGAUCCGACUCCAAGGGUAGCAAACGUGAGCUCAUUGCUACGGCAAAGGCGAUCGCUGAAGCUUCAGAGGAAGUCACCAGGCUUGCCAAGAAACUGGCUCUCGAGUGCACUGACAAGAGGAUUCGAACUAACCUCCUGCAAGUAUGUGAGCGUAUCCCGACGAUUGGCACCCAGCUCAAGAUUCUGUCCACCGUCAAAGCGACCAUGCUUGGCGCUCAAGGUAGCGAAGAAGACCAGGAAGCGACGGAGAUGCUGGUCGGCAAUGCUCAGAACUUGAUGCAGAGCGUGAAAGAAACAGUGAAGGCUGCAGAGGGUGCCUCAAUCAAGAUCCGCACGGAACAAGGCGGCUACCGUCUGCGCUGGGUGCGCCGUUCCCCCUGGUACCAGAUCUAGAUACCUAAACACAUACCUUCACCAACAUCUAUAAUACCUGGAUUCAAAGGGCCUGAACUAUCCUUGUCAUGUUAAAAAAAUAUGUAGGUACUUGGAAAAUUUCUACAAGACUUCUGAUUCAACCGGUACAAGAAGUUCUUGUUAGACUCUAGAUGUCAAAAAUAUCUUUUUUUAUGAAAACAGACCUAUUAGCAGGAAGAUCUAAUAAAAUAUAAGCGUAAAUGCUUGGAUUUGAGAAUACUGGCGCCCAACGUGGGACACAAACAAAUUACUCUAACGAAAAUAAAU
Molecule: messenger RNA, 3132 nt
Organism: Spodoptera exigua (beet armyworm)
Lineage: Eukaryota; Metazoa; Arthropoda; Insecta; Lepidoptera; Noctuidae
Source: the annotation of a GenBank genome assembly